Messenger RNA from Hemicordylus capensis (graceful crag lizard), 708 nucleotides. Its product is annotated as olfactory receptor 12D1-like. The transcript is spliced from 2 exons. Bases 1 to 708 code for a protein of 235 amino acids. NCBI's taxonomy places the organism in Eukaryota, Metazoa, Chordata, Lepidosauria, Squamata, Cordylidae. The record is from RefSeq and is a predicted model, not a curated record. Gene Ontology annotation, molecular function: G protein-coupled receptor activity; olfactory receptor activity. Gene Ontology annotation, biological process: G protein-coupled receptor signaling pathway. Gene Ontology annotation, cellular component: membrane.
AUGCAGAACAGAACAUUAGUCACUGAAUUCAUUCUGACUGGUAUGUCAGAUGCCUAUGAUUUCUAUGGUUUUCUCCUUGGUCUCUUUUUGCUCCUGUAUGUAGCCAACAUCUCUGGAAACCUAGUGGUGGCAGCUGUCACCUUCUGGGACCCACAGCUCCAGACACCCAUGUACUUCUUCACUGGCAACCUGGCUUUCAUUGAUGUCUUCUACUUCUCCACCACUGUGCCCAAAAUGUUCUUAGGGCUAGCUGCCCAUAGUAAUCGCAUCCCCUAUGCAGGGUGCAUAGCUCAGAUGUUUUUCUUCCAUCUUCUGGGCAGCACCGAAGCCAUGUUGCUGGCCAUCAUGGGCUAUGACCGCUACUUGGCCAUCUGCCAUCCUCUCCACUACCCUGUCCUAAUGAGUCACCAGCUACGCUGGACCUUAACUGCCUCUGUGUGGACAGCCAGCUUCUUCCACUCACUUCUCCAUGCCAUCAUGCUGUCCCAUCUCUCCUUCUGCCAAAACAACUGGGUGGAGCACUUCUUCUGCAAUAUCUCCCCUCUCCUAGCCCUCUCUUGCUCUGACACCAGAAUCAAGCGGACCUUGCUAGCUGGGGUCGCCUGUUCCAUUAUCAUGGGUUGUUUUGCCUUAACACUGACAUCCUAUGGUUUCAUCCUACGGGCAGUGGUGACCUGCAAAAGGCAAAUCAUGUGCCAGUUCCAGUAA